Parastagonospora nodorum SN15 is the source of this 2037-nucleotide messenger RNA. RefSeq lists its product as hypothetical. The record is from RefSeq and is a predicted model, not a curated record. Lineage: Eukaryota; Fungi; Ascomycota; Dothideomycetes; Pleosporales; Phaeosphaeriaceae. The transcript is spliced from 2 exons. Bases 1 to 2037 code for a protein of 678 amino acids.
AUGCACCACCUGAGGCGCGACGCACAGAUGGCGGCCAGCACCUCUGCUACCCACACACUGGUCGACCGCGCGAGCCGCGUCCUCGUUGCGCGAACCACGUGCACCAACGACAGCGAUCCCGGCUGCACGAAACCAACACAGGUCCCGACCAUUGCUAUCGCACUGGCUGCUAUUGUCCCCGUCGUUGGACUCCUUAUCGUCCUAGUCUUUUUGCACCGACGGAAUCAGAAGAAGCUCGCAGCGGAAGAUGCGAAGGACAAGUACAAGUCCAUGGACUUCGGCAUGGGUGGGGCUGGCAAGAAGAACAAGGGCGGUCCUGAGAUGAGCAUCACCGAGAAGGACAUCAGGGGAGGCGCUCAUAGCCGCGGCAUCUCGCUCGAAGGUGGAAACCCCUAUAUCCUUCCUGUUGGCCUGCACGGCUCCCGCGAGUCGUUUCACUCGCUCUCGCGCUCGCAGAACGACCCCCACGACCCGUACCGCCCAGUCACCUUCCUUCGCAACGACAACCAGAGCAUCCGCAGUCAGAGCCGCGGAUACGGACACGACAAUGGGUCUCUGUACACGACUAGGACAAUGUCAAGUGGUGGAACGCAAAGAAACAGGAUGGGCGACGGUCUUCUUAACAACGCCCAGCGAAUGUCGACCUCGCGUCCGAUGCGAUCCGAGUCACUUUCUCCCGACAGCACAACCUCGCCAGACGUCAAGUUUCCCGAGCAGAACAUCGCUUUGAGUCCACUGAACCCGCGCUUCGAGGGUGAGCCGCUCGCUAUGCCAGCGACUGAACUGCCGCACUCGAGAACACCCCCCUCAGCCUCAAGUCCUCCCAACGUCCCCAUCAUCGCUGUCCCUGCGCCCGCAGCCGCUAAGCCCGAGAUCUCAACAUCCCCUGUACAGCAACCUGCCGUUCCCGCAUACCCUACCCGUGUACAGUCGCACCAGGCUGCCGUCUAUGAAAAUACAAACACCACCAGUAUCAUCAGCACGUCAAGCUACGGCGAUGGCUUCCAGAUCACUCCCCCGUCACCUCGUCUAAGUCAAACCAUGGCUGCCGCGCCAGGACUUGUCGCACCUCAGCCCCUACGUCCCUUGUCCACCACCCGCGAGGGUCUGGGCAUUGAUGAGUUUGGUAACAACAGUAACCGCCUGUCCAUUAUGCGCCCUCUGCCCCCGGAUGACAUGGAAGGUGACCCAGCACAGCGUGCUGAGCGCAUCCGAUCCUUCUACAAGGAGUACUUUGACGAUUCGAAGCCCGAACCAGUUGGCGGCCACACCUACACCGACUAUUAUGAGGACUAUGGUUCCGAGUACCACCAGGAUGGCCCAGUCUUCGACACACAUUCGAGAGGGUUUGUCGCAGCCCAACCCAACGCACCCUUCGCCGCUCCUGUAACCCGUCGCGCAAUGACUCCUCCCCCUCGCGCACCCCCGCGGUUCCGAAGCAACACUCAGACCGGUCCCCGUGGCCCACACAUGUCGAACAGCUCAAUGGCCUCCUCGAACUACCCACCCCGAAACAUGUCAUCCAUGAGCGGUCGGGCACCGCCACCCAAGAGGCCUUUGCCACCGCCUUCUGCUCUUUCGUCGCUACCUACGCCAGCCAAGCUGUCCGAGGAUGCCAUGGUCUUCAACGCACUUGACUUUGCUCCCCCGGUCUCCUAUCGUGAAAGACAAAAUGGCAUGAGGCCAGACAGCCCUCUGGGCAGCCCCAGGCCGUAUAGCCCAGCCGUCCGACCGCACACUCCAUUAGCCAGCUCUUUCGAUGACCUCGCUGUGUUGCCCAGCCCGCAUCUGCUUCGCAAAUCAGGUCUCUUCACCGGCCUCGACUUUGCGCCGCCGCCUAAGUUCCGCGAUCCUGGCUCGAACGCAUCGGAUGCUGGUUCCAUUCGCUCCAACCGAUCCGGCAUGUCGGCCGUCGGCAGGAACGCCAUUGCCAAUGGCGCCAACCGCGUCAGCAAGAUCCCCAAGGGUGUGGUGUUCACCAAGGACGAUAUGUUGAACCAGCUCAGGCCGCAGUUGAGCAUGGUCUCCAAGGCAUAG